GACUGCGCACGCGCGCACGGAACGGAAUGGGGCCAGAGUUCGAGGCUUAGCGAGGGACGCCCGAAGAAGUGGUCCAGCUCCUGAGAUCUCGUUGCCAUAGCUACACGCGCUGCCGGAAGUGCUCCUCCAUGGUCCCGCCCAGCUCCCCGAGCCUCUCCGUAGCGCAGAGCUCGGGCUCCUGGGAGAGGCUCCUUGGCCGCUGAAGAUGGCGGACGGCGGGGCGAGCGCCGAGGAGCAGCAGCAGCAAGAGAAGGCGGAGGACGAGGAUACGGGACCCGGCACGAGCGGGAUGCGGCGGGAGAAAGGUCCCCGUGGAAGCGGCCGGCCCCCUACCGUCAGGGACCUGCAGCUGGCAUUGGCUGGAUUGUAUGAAGAUGAAAUGAAAAGACAACCGCCUCAUUCUGAGAAACCAACAGCUAGAGUGAGCAGUCAUCCGAGAUUACCAGUGCAAAGAAGCUUGCGAAAACCAGAAAGAAGUAUGAGUGAUGACAAGGAUAACAAAAGAUUUUAUUCAGGUGAUUCAGAAUACAGAGGGCUCAGUGUUGUUGCCUCAUCCAAUAAUAUAGCAUCCAGUAAAAUUGUCGCUGAACUUUUCAAAGAAGCAAAAGAACAUGGGGCAGUCCCAUUAGAUGAAGUAUCAAGAGCAUCGGAGGAUUGUCAUAAAGCUAAAUCAUUUUCUGGUGGUGGAUACAGACUGGGGAAGUCAACUAUGAAGCGCUCUGAAUAUAUCUAUGGAGAAAAUCAGUUUGGACAAGAUGUUCAAAUUUUACUUAAACUGUGGAGGAACGGUUUUAGUUUAGAUGAUGGAGAGCUGAGAUCAUACACGGAUCCCGUGAAUGCAGAGUUUCUUGAGUCUGUUAAAAGAGGAGAGAUUCCUGCAGAACUUCAACGUUUGGUGCAUGGAGGCCAAGUUAAUCUGGAUAUGGAAGACCAUCAGGAGCAGGAAUAUGUAAGGCCUAGAUUGAGAUUCAAAGCUUUCAGUGGAGAAGGCCAGAAACUUGGAAGCCUUACACCUGAGAUUGUCAGUACACCAUCUUCCCCAGAGGAAGAAGAAAAAUCCUUCCUUGAUGCUGUGGUUCUGAUCGAUGACUCUGUGCCAACAACUAAGAUUCAGAUUAGGCUAGCAGAUGGAAGUCGUUUAAUACAAAGAUUUAAUCAUACCCAUAGGAUUAUAGAUAUUCGGAACUUUAUUAUCCAGUCUCGCCCUUUGUUUGCCACCACUGACUUUGUGCUUCUGACUACAUUUCCACACAAAGAGCUUACAGAUGAAAGCCUGACACUACAAGAAUCAGAUAUUCUGAACACUGUGAUUCUUCAGCAGCUAAAGUAAAUCUUGAGCCUUUCAGUGCAAUAUCGCUUCUGUGAAUGGAUAAUGUUGCAUAUUGUUCCUCAAAAAUGCUUCCAAGGAGAAAGGG
Messenger RNA from Podarcis raffonei (Aeolian wall lizard), 1415 nucleotides. RefSeq names its product UBX domain protein 2B (gene UBXN2B). Gene Ontology annotation, cellular component: cytosol; nucleus. Gene Ontology annotation, molecular function: ubiquitin binding. Gene Ontology annotation, biological process: nuclear membrane reassembly; Golgi organization; membrane fusion. The coding region runs from base 206 to 1330 and encodes 374 amino acids. The transcript is spliced from 9 exons. The record is from RefSeq and is a predicted model, not a curated record. Lineage: Eukaryota; Metazoa; Chordata; Lepidosauria; Squamata; Lacertidae.